AUGGGUGGUGUUUCAAUUUGGUGUUCAAUUUCCGUUCUUGUCAAUCUUAUUUACGGUAUAGCCGGUCAUGGUAUGAUGUUGGAACCUCCUAAUAGAAGUUCCCUGUGGAGAUUUGACAAAUCUGCAGAACCCAAUUAUUCUGAUAUGGGCAUUAAUUGUGGAGGAUUCGGCAAUCAAUGGAAACUUCAUAAUGGUAAAUGUGGAGUUUGCGGAGAUGCAGUACAAUCCCCCCAUCCUCAAGAAAAUGAAAAUGGUGGUAAAUAUGGCAAGGGGAAAAUAGCAAAAACAUACAAACCUGGAAGUACCAUCGAUGUGCAUAUUAAAAUAACUUACAACCAUAUUGGACACUUCACAUAUAGCUUGUGUAAGUUAGACAAUCCCAAUAAACCCGAAGCUGGAGAACAUUGCUUUAAACCUUUAAAACUUGCCGAUGGUUCUGCUAGUUACAAGGUUAAACCUGAGGAUAAGGAAGUCUACAACAAGGUUGUUUUGCCUAAUAUGACGUGUAAAAGAUGCGUUCUCAGAUGGAAUUGGACAGUCGGUAAUAACUGGGGUACUUGCAAAGAUGGAAAAGGUGGUAAAGGAUGUGGACCUCAAGAAGUGUUCAGGAACUGUGCCGAUAUCGCUAUUGUUUAAGGAAUUAACCAUAUUACAAAUUAAUUUAUUAAAUAUUAUGUAUGGUG
Brassicogethes aeneus is the source of this 683-nucleotide messenger RNA. The record is from the annotation of a GenBank genome assembly. Lineage: Eukaryota; Metazoa; Arthropoda; Insecta; Coleoptera; Nitidulidae.